AUGGAGGUAACUGAGAAUGCGAAGGUGCAAGAGGCGGUUCAAGUGGCGGAUGGGUUUACACCGGUGAGAUCAGGGAGGAGGAAUGCCGGAAGUCAGAGAACCCAGAUGACAGUGAUGGUAGGACGUGAGAGAGGAGAGAGGGAUCGUGGUCCCCGUGAAUUAAGGAAGGAUAAUAACUCAUAA
Arabis nemorensis is the source of this 183-nucleotide messenger RNA. The record is from the annotation of a GenBank genome assembly. Lineage: Eukaryota; Viridiplantae; Streptophyta; Magnoliopsida; Brassicales; Brassicaceae.